UUUUUUGCAUUAUUACAGUCAGAGUCAAACGUCCGCCCUUUGAUUCAAACAACCAAACCAAAGCCAACAACAAGAGCAUUGUUAUUUGUUAUGUCCAAAGUCCAACCUUUGACUCACCAACACCGCCAUCCCCCAUCUUCUCAGGCCUCCCAAGAAAGAAACUCAUCAAGAAAACCCCCAAAAAUUCUCGGUUUCUUUUUUUUUUUGAUUGUAUGAUACAGUGCUGAUGAAGAACCAUUUAUGAAUCUGUAUCAUUCCAUGGCGUCAUCUCCGAAUAAGAACCUAAGUAGCACCGGAGGCUUAACUGUUCCAGAAAAUGCACUAAUCACCACGCUCUGCAACUCACUCCAAGCACUUGGUCGUGGCUUUGACGUCACUUCCGAUAUCAGGCUGUUGUACUGUAAGGGUGCCCCAGGGUCUCGUUUGGUGCAUAUUGAUGAAGAGCAAACGAGAAAUCUUGAAAUCUCUGAAUCUUGUGUGAUCCCGGAUGUGUCUGUUGACAUUGAAUGCUCCAGAGGCCAGAGUUCUAACGAGAAGACCCCUGUUUGGAGCUUUCAUGAGAUGGCAAAAUACUUCAAUGAAAAGUCAAGUGUGCCUGGUCAUAUACCACUUGGAAGCUUUAAUUCUAUGUUUAAUUUCAGCGGAUCUUGGCAACUUGAUGCAGCUGCCACAAAAUCACUUGCCAUGGUUGGAUACGUCAUCCCACUAUUUAGCGUUAAACUUGCAAAACACAAUUUAGUUUUACGUGAUGAAAUAAAACGCGCUGUUCCAUAUUCUUGGGAUCCUGCGUCCUUGGCAAGCUUUAUUGAAAACUAUGGGACCCAUAUUGUCACCUCUGCUACAAUUGGUGGAAGGGAUAUAGUCUAUAUUCGACAACACCAAUCAUCACCUUUAUCAGUAUCAGAUAUUGAAAACUAUGUGAAAGACAUUGGAGAGCAGAGGUUCUCAGAUUCGAAGGGCAAUACAAGUGCUGGUGCCUUAAAGUACAAGGACAAGGAUGUUACCGUCAUUUUCAGAAGGAGAGGGGGAGAUGACCUUGAACAGAGCUAUGCCAGGUGGGCCAGGACUGUGGAAGGAGCACCUGACGUGAUCAACAUGACAUUUACGCCUAUCGUUUCUUUGCUUGAAGGGGUGCCUGGAAUAAAACACUUAACUCGUGCUAUUGAGUUGUACUUGGAGUACAAGCCACCUAUUGAGGAUCUUCAGUAUUUCUUAGAUUUCCAAAUUUCUCGGGUUUGGGCUCCAGAGCAGAACAACCUGCAAAGGAAAGAGCCCGUUUGCCCGUCUCUGCAGUUCAGCUUAAUGGGUGCCAAGCUUUAUAUAAGCCCGGAUCAGGUAUAUUAUUUUGGAAAUGCUAUAUUCGGUUUAUUUGAUGUGUAAAUUUUUCCUUAAAUCCAGUAUCAGUCCUUUGGAAAUCCUCUUUCCUGCUUAAAUGAGAAAUAAAUGAAUCAAUUAAUCAUAAAAAGGGUGUCUCUUUUCUGUAUAUGCCACUCUAUGAUAUGUGCCUGGCAACUGUUUUUCUCAUCUAGUGAGCUGAUGGCAACAUAGUUGCAGUAUGUACCUUAAGUUCAGAACUGGCAAGAAGCACCCCUGUUACUGUGUAGUUCAGAAACUGAAGCCUUUCUUAUUUAAUUAAUUCCGAAAACUAACUGUAGAGCAACAGAGCUGGGAUUUCUAUUCAGCACCCUGAUUGAUUUACAGAGUGUAUUUGUAAGUUCAGAUUGGUAAUCUUGUGAGUAUGGAUGCAUGCAUCUCAUCUGCAUCCGGUUGUAAUUGAAAUACAUGCAUACAUGUUGCUUGGUUGUUUUAAUGUAACGCAAGCAACUAUUUACUUAGAAGAUUUGGAGCUCAUGUAUUAAUUAUUAUCCCCUAGUUGUGCUGUUUUAUACAAGGAAUGAGUUCUUUAUUCGAAUAUGAAAGCUUAGGCUGGUUGGGUUAC
Messenger RNA from Sesamum indicum (sesame), 1939 nucleotides. Lineage: Eukaryota; Viridiplantae; Streptophyta; Magnoliopsida; Lamiales; Pedaliaceae. The record is from RefSeq and is a predicted model, not a curated record.